AUGAGUGAUGUCGGGGCCAGACAUGUCGUGAGCGCCCUUGAUUAUCCAAGUACAAAUGGCCUGACGGAGUGGUUCGUGCAAACGUUGAAGUCUGCUCUGCGCAAGUCGCCAACCUGUGAGUCUGUCGAAGAAACACUUCACAAGUUUUUAUUGGCAUACCAAAACACGCCUCAUCCUACGACUGGAGAAGCUACAGCUAACUUGUUGACGGGUAGAAGAUUGCGCACCAGACUGGAUGCCAUGAAGCCUACAGUGGAGGGGAGGGUGAUGCACAGUCAAUUCACCCAAAUGCAGCAGCGGAAGAGCAACAGAAACUGUUUUUGUAUUAAUGACAGUGUUCUAGUUCGAAAUUACAGAGGCUCCCCCAAGUGGGUCCGUGGAACCGUGCUAAAGAAGACUGGCCCAGUCUCUUAUGAAGUUAUAGUCACUACCCCCAGAGGAAAGUUCAUCUGGCGCCGACAUCUCGACCAGCUGUUGGGAGGCACGGGCACUGUGACGACACCGAGGGCAUCGGAGUCAGACUUCACGGAGGGGUUCCUGGCUCUCCCUCAAAGCCAGGCUGGUGACCAGUCAACGUCGGAGGAGCCCGUGCCCAUGGAGGCUGCCUCUCCAGUGCCCACUCCUCCAUCGGAGACACCCGCACCGGAACGGCGCUACCCGUCAAGACAACGCCGUCCACCUCAUCGAUACGAAGUCCGCUUUUAA
Messenger RNA from Rhipicephalus microplus (southern cattle tick), 705 nucleotides. RefSeq lists its product as uncharacterized. The record is from RefSeq and is a predicted model, not a curated record. NCBI's taxonomy places the organism in Eukaryota, Metazoa, Arthropoda, Arachnida, Ixodida, Ixodidae.